Cryptotermes secundus is the source of this 3186-nucleotide messenger RNA. Its product is annotated as isocitrate dehydrogenase [NADP], mitochondrial. The transcript is spliced from 10 exons. Gene Ontology annotation, cellular component: mitochondrion. Bases 90 to 1427 code for a protein of 445 amino acids. The record is from RefSeq and is a predicted model, not a curated record. Lineage: Eukaryota; Metazoa; Arthropoda; Insecta; Blattodea; Kalotermitidae. Gene Ontology annotation, molecular function: NAD binding; magnesium ion binding; isocitrate dehydrogenase (NADP+) activity. Gene Ontology annotation, biological process: isocitrate metabolic process.
GACUCUCUUGAAUUUGUUACUAGCAGCCGCUAGCAGCUGAUAUUGUGAUAGUCCGUGAAUUGAACAAGGCAAUUCGUACAGAAGCUGAGAUGGCGGGUACGCUGACAAAGUUUUCCAAAUCUGUGGGGCAGAUUUCAAGCAAAUCAUCCAGUUUCGUAGCUCCAGUGUAUCUAUCGCAACAGAGAAACUAUGCAGCCCAGCGUGUGGUUGCCAAGAACCCUGUGGUGGAGAUGGACGGUGACGAGAUGACGCGUAUCAUAUGGGCCAGGAUCAAGGAGAGGCUCAUCUUCCCUUAUGUUAAGAUUGAAAGUCUAUACUAUGACUUGGGUCUGCCCUACCGCGAUGCCACCGAAGACCAAGUGACCAUAGAUGCAGCAUAUGCCAUCCUGAAGCACAACGUGGGCAUCAAGUGUGCCACCAUUACACCUGAUGAAGCUCGGGUUGAAGAGUUCAAACUAAAGAAGAUGUGGCUCAGCCCCAAUGGGACUAUCCGAAACAUCCUGGGUGGCACCGUGUUCAGGGAGCCAAUCAUCUGCAAGACAAUCCCUAGGCUGGUGCCUGGUUGGUCCAAAGCUAUCAUCAUUGGACGUCACGCAUUCGGAGAUCAGUACAAAGCAACUGACAUCGUGGUACCUGGUCCGGGGAAGGUGGAGCUGGUGUUUACACCCCAGGGUGGUGGACAGAAGCAGAGGAUGGAGGUGUAUGACUUCAAGGGUCCCGGUGUCUCUAUAGGAAUGUUCAACACAGAUGAAUCUAUCAAGGCAUUCGCCCACUCCAGCCUGCAGCUGGCACUACAGAAGAAAUGGCCACUGUACCUGUCCACAAAAAACACUGUUCUGAAAAAGUAUGAUGGUCGCUUCAAGGACAUCUUCCAGGAGAUCUAUGAAAGAGACUACAGGAAGCAGUUUGAGGAUGCCAAAAUCUGGUACGAGCAUAGACUUAUUGAUGACAUGGUAGCACAGGCACUCAAGUCAAGUGGCGGUUUCGUGUGGGCUUGCAAGAACUAUGACGGCGAUGUGCAGUCUGACAUCGUCGCACAAGGAUAUGGAUCACUUGGGCUCAUGACAUCAGUUCUGAUGUGUCCAGAUGGGAAAACAAUUGAGUCAGAAGCUGCCCAUGGUACAGUGACCAGACAUUACAGGCAACACCAGAAGGGACUUCCCACAUCUACCAAUCCCAUUGCUUCAAUCUUUGCAUGGACACGGGGACUGUCACACAGGGCGAAGCUCGACGGUACACCAGAGCUCGACAGGUUCGCACUAAACUUGGAAGAGGCUUGCAUAGAAUGUGUGGAUGGAGGGAAGAUGACCAAGGAUCUUGCAGGAUGUAUACAUGGACUUCCCAAUGUUAAGGAGGGAAUGUACCUCAACACAGACGACUUCCUGGAAGCAAUUGCCGAGCAGCUCAACAGGAAGGUAUCAAAGUGAUCAAGAGGAUGUUAGGCACAGAGGAUCAUUCCAAGCAAGAAGCAGCUGGAGUCACAGAACAACCUGCACAUUCACAUACUGAAACCAGUGUGAAGAUAGAGAUCAGAAUGACUGUAUACAGAUGACAUGUAACUUAAUUGUAAUUUAUAAGUAAUAGUUUUGUUGUGUUCCUUUGAGUUUCUAGAAGCUUACUGAAUGAAAGCUGUCAGUUGAAAGCUCCUGAUGUGUGACACUCCUAGAGAACUAUCUCCAUAUGUUCAUUUAUCCUAGUUUGCAGUGUAAAUCACUACAAGCAAAAGUAGCCAUUCCUUGCGCGGGAUAUAGUCACUUUCCUUGUCAAUGUCUCAGUGUGUAAUAUCAAAAACUUUUAAAGAAGUAAUAACACUCAGACUGAGAAAUUAAAGUUUGGUGAUGUAAUUAGGAAGAGAACACUGGGAAUGAGGGUUCAGAUCACACCCAAAGACAUUACUGUAGUGCUUGUGCAUCCCUGUGACAGCCAUGCCUGCUGUAAAUAUUGGCAACAAUAUGGAAUAAAUUUCAUAAUAGUCUUGGGUGUUCUUCAGAGUUUUAGCUACUAAAUGUUGUAGUACUGGCAAGGAAAACAACCAUAUCUGGGCAAAGGACAAGUACAUCUUCUGGUGAUGCAUAAAUCACUUGCACAGUUUCUUCUGGUUCCAGUUUACAGACCUGCAGUCCACAUGAUCCUGAAGAGUAUUCAAAAUUCCACAUAGAAAUGUUGGCAAUUUGUCUUUUAACCCUUUCACUGUUGGUGAAAAGUCUUACCAGGCAGCUGAACUUAAAUCAAUACUCAUCACAAUCUCAGUGUCUAAACAUGCAGUCAGUAUUUCAUAUAUUUGUUUUCACUGUUAUAUCUCGCAUUUGUGGUUACAACAGUCUAUGUCUUAGCUCUAAAUAUCUGUCCAUUGUUUUAGAAAUGAAAUCAAUAUUACAGCAUUUACAUCUCACACCUCACUACUGAUCUGCAAAAUACACAUACUAUAGAUAAAGAUACAAAAAUAUGCUCCUCUGAUAUUUCCAACAUGCAUACAAACAAGCAAAAAAUGUUACAAUCAUAAUACGAAACGUAAACAAUCAGAAUGCAAAACAAAACAAAAUUACAGAAAUAGUAAACAUAACACAUACUCUAUUAUCACAAAAUUACUUUCAACUUACUAACGGCUUCUACAGACAAGAGGGGUUAGCAUUCUUCAUACCAGUAUUCCCCAGAACACAAUGACAUAUACAUAUGUAACAUCAUUAGAAAACACAAGAUAAUACGAUAUUUCAGAUAUUUGGAUGAUAUUCUAAUAAUAUACACUGAAAAGCUUUCAGACAUAAACCACACAUUACAAGGAUUCAACAGUAUUCAACCAAACCUGUUCACCACAGAAAAAGAAACAAACAACAAAAUAAAAAUUUUUAGACAUCACAAUAUGAAAAAAAGAAAACAGCAUACUUUCAGCAUAUACCAAAUACCAGCAUUCACAAACAAUAAUACCCAGCACAUCAUGUUAUCCAUUACAGCACAAACUGUCCACUAUAAAUUUCAUGAUCAGAGGACUUAGUACUUACCCCAUGAAGAGACAAGGCAAGAACAGAGAAACAACACAACAAAACAUGUAUUGCAACAAAAACAAAAAUACACCAAACCGACAUCACUCCAAAACAAACACCCAUGAACAAAACAAAUGGAUAACGUUUAUAUGUAUUGGACAUGAAACUAAACAAAUCAUAAAAAUAUUCAAAGACCCUAACACAA